AUGUCUCUUGGCACUUUCAUCAAAAACCCAAAUCCCCCGCCUAACUUGACCGACCAAAUACUCCUCAGAGAAUCCACCUACGCGAUUGCCACGCUAACAAGCUCUCCCAGUGCUGAGAGCUUUUCCCAGCAAUGGAGCACGUCUGUUGCCUCUCUGAGUAGCUCGCUGGAGCGCAACGACGCACUGCGGGUGUCCCUCGUCAAGUCUUUCGAAGACGUUCAACGGCUAUUUCCCGCAAUGCAAGUGUCGUUGCUCUCCGGGGCUGCUGUCCAGGAGCUUACCGAGCUUGCUCAUGCUCUUGACACGCUGCACGAGUUCAUGGAUUUCGUUUCGAAUCAGGCAAAGCCACCCACAGAUACUUCCAUUUUCUGGGGUCUCCUCCCCCUUCCCUUUCUCCCUCAAAUCGUAUCUGACGGCAUACAGCUCUCACAUUCUGAAAUUGGUGUUGCACCGCGGGUGCCUCGCAUGCUACGGGGUAUCUGCCAAAAUAUCGACCUCCUUUACAAAUAUCGGGACAAAGAAUUAAAAACACUGCCAGAGAUACGGGACAGCUGCUUUCGUAUCGCAAACGUGUUGCUGCAUUUUCUCGUUGCGGCCAUAAACUUCAUUCGGGAGGAUGUGGAUUACUUCGCAAACGAUGGCAACGUCUGGGAGCCUCUCCAAAGACAAUUUCGCUCCUGCUGCUCUGAAAUUGAUGGGGCAGUAUCUCAUUUAGAGAAGAUGUGUAGGCUUUCGGGACUUGAUGACCUCUCUCAGCUGCAAUCAGCCCUGGCGACCUCUCCCCCCCCCCGCCAGAGCUCGGAUGAGGCUGCAUGCCUUCCUUGUUUCAUCUAUCCCAAUUCAAGAACACCGCGUUUCUUUGACCGCACCGAUGACAUCAUCAAAAUAGACAGAUACUUUGAUAACGCAGCCCAAAAUGUCAGCCAGCCAUUCCGCUCGCUCGUUUUGCACGGUAUCGGCGGCAUCGGGAAGAGCUCUGUUGCUCUUCGGUACGCUGAAAGCAGGAUUCGCAGUGAGGAGCUGGAUGCCAUGUUAUGGAUAUCGGGUGAGAAGACGGCCACAAUUCGUCAGAGCUUCACGGACAUCGCCAUGCGACUGAAGCUGCCAGGCGCCAACCCCAAAGACGAUGAUCUAAACAGGACUCUUGUGUUGGACUGGAUACAGAACACAUCAUGUAAAUGGCUCUUGGUGUUUGACAACGUCGAAGAUGUCGAUCUGCUAAUGAGAUACUGGCCGGCGGCUUCUCGUGGCCAAGCUGUCAUUACAACUCGCAAUCAUAGCCUGGCGUUCUAUCCCUGUGAUGGCGGGCUCGAAAUCAAAGAAUGGGACACCGAUACUGGCUCUCAAUUCUUGCUCCAUUUGCUCUCGACCGAUAUUGGUCACCAACUGACCGAGGACGAAGCUCAUAGUGCACAGGAGUUGGCUCGGAGCUUAAGUGGGCAUGCCCUCGCUAUAUCCCUUAUGGCAGGGCUUAUACAUCGUCGCUCCUGGUCGAUCAAAGAGUUUGUCGAAUUAUAUAAGAGGCAGCCACAGAAAGUCCACGGUAUUUUUGGCAACAACUCAAUCAAUGCUCUCUGGGACAUGUCGUUUCGAAAUCUGAAUGAAAGAAGUCGCGCCAUUCUGGGGGUACUGGCCUUCCUCACCCCAGACAGCAUUCCUCAAGCUCUCUUUGAACCCAAGGAUACAAGCAACUGCCCCGAUUCCCUUUCAUUCUGCAAAGACAGUUUCGAUUUCUCAGAUGAGAUAGAGACUCUAAUGACGCUUGCUUUAGUCAAACGCAACAAAGAGAAAAGGGCAUUCUCAAUUCACAGACUUGUCCAAGCAUCUUUCAGACAUUUCAUGAGCUACGAAGAUCGUCAACGGAGCUUCAAUGAUGCCACACUAUUGGUAUCUGCUGCCUUUCCACGAAAGGAUGCCGAGUUCGCGCAAUUGUACCACUCAUGGCAAGCAUGCUCCCUGUAUCUCCCACACGUGCUCAGCUUGAGAGAUUGUUUCCGCGAAGAGAAAAAGUCCAACUCCAAGUUUUCAGCUCUGAUGGAAUACUGCAGCCUUAAUAACGCAUGCCAACGCUUUCUCAUCGAAACCAACAAUUACAAUGAUCUUCUCGAUCUUUUGGAGAUCAAUAGCAUGGUUGCGGCGACAAUUCCGCCCCAACCAUUAAGUAUUCAUGUCGAUCUUGAGGGCGAGCUCGCGUCUCAUAGAGGUCAGGCUUUGGUUCGAGUAGGCAGGGCCGACGAAGGAAUCCCAUACCUUCAGCGUUCAUACAAAAUGUUUGCAAUGGAUCAGCCACGCAAUCUCCGCGAAGAGGCAUGGUGUGCCGAGAACCUCGCUGACGGGCUUGCCUCCACAAACAACUUUAUCGAAGCGGUGCGCUUCCAGGAGACGGCGCGAGACCAUUGGCUUGAUUGGGCGAAAGAUAAUAGUGAAGACAAGACGGAAUGGCCAGCAAUUCUAAAGUGGGGAAUGGGCACCAACCUGAUAUGGGCAGGGCAAAAUGAGCAGUCACGAUCUGUUUUGGUGCAAGGGCUCAGUCAACUCGAGGCUACGAAGCCGUACAACUGGGCCAUGGCAGCCUAUACCAACUACUCUCUGGGCACAGUGAAUCGAUCGGAUGGCGAUUUCAUAUCCGCGGAGAGACAUUUCACAGAGGCUUACGACAAGUGGAUUUCUGGAAAUAAUCUGCUCUCUGAUCCCUUUUGCGGCGCAUGCGUGUACCGAAUUGGAUGCGCGGCUCUUGAUCAAGGCAAAGUGGAAACUGCCAUAAAGCACUUGCGGGAGGCUUCCUGUAUCACCGAGCGGCAUAUGGCUAGCAUGCCAGUGGAACAUGCCAGAUCGCUUUUCAAGCUAUCUGAAGCGGUCGCGAAAGAACCGGGUGGCGGAGAAGAGUCGGGCAGGCUGCGUGAAGACGCUACUCGACUUCUUCUCUCCCGUUCUCCCGAGGCGAAGCAUACCGAUCUGGAGAAGACGUACGACGACUUGGUUUUCAUUUGGUGGAGAUGA
This is a messenger RNA of Cordyceps militaris CM01, 3000 nucleotides long. Its product is annotated as NB-ARC and TPR domain protein. The coding region runs from base 1 to 3000 and encodes 999 amino acids. The transcript has 8 exons. NCBI's taxonomy places the organism in Eukaryota, Fungi, Ascomycota, Sordariomycetes, Hypocreales, Cordycipitaceae. Gene Ontology annotation, molecular function: ADP binding; protein binding. The record is from RefSeq and is a predicted model, not a curated record.